Messenger RNA from Verruconis gallopava, 1926 nucleotides. RefSeq lists its product as uncharacterized. Gene Ontology annotation, biological process: basic amino acid transmembrane export from vacuole. The transcript is spliced from 3 exons. NCBI's taxonomy places the organism in Eukaryota, Fungi, Ascomycota, Dothideomycetes, Venturiales, Sympoventuriaceae. The coding region runs from base 279 to 1235 and encodes 318 amino acids. Gene Ontology annotation, cellular component: fungal-type vacuole membrane. The record is from RefSeq and is a predicted model, not a curated record.
GUUGAGCUCCAGCUUUUCGCUCCCAAAAGUCCACCUCUGCAGUGAAACGAUAGCGGCUGAAAAAAAAACUUCCGACCUUCCUCUGCCUACCAGGAAAGACCAAAAAAAAAUCUUUCUCAUGCUGGUUGGUCGCAGUCUUGUUCCCUCGUAUCAAGAUUCCGAGCGGAGCCUCGUUUGCUCCUCGUCCUCGUGCCUUUUCGAUCGUCUAAUCCUUCCUUUCGUCUCGGUGAGCAUCCAAUACAAACCCCAGUUCUCUUGGUGCAUGUCAUUCGUGUACCAUGAUGCAUGCCGAUACCAGUAGCAGUAUCCACUUGACUGCUCACGAAGCCUUGAGUGGAGUCUUCGGCAGUAUUUCAUUGGCGGCCUGGAUCUUUCUUUUGGUGCCCCAAUUGAUUGAAAAUUACAGGCAGGGUUCAGCAGAAGGCAUCUCCCUCCUCUUUCUCGUCGUCUGGUUCAUCGGCGACAUAACCAACCUCAUCGGCGCUGUAUGGGCUGGCCUUGUACCCACCGUGAUUGCUUUGGCCGUGUAUUUCUGUCUCGCCGACCUGAUUCUCAUCUCGCAAUGCGUAUACUACAACACCGUCAACGCGCGGCGGCUACGGAAGCUAUCCCAGAUGACCACGGAGAGUGGCGGUAGUGUCGAACAGCCCUUGCUGCAAAGGUCGUCCUCGUAUGAGAGCAGAAGGAGGAGGAGCAGCAUAGGCUUGCCAGGCAGUCACCGGAGAAGGAGUACUGCUUCGCGGCGGCGCUCCAGUCUGGCUGCCAUCGUCGAGGAAGAAACGGGUAGCAGAGCGUGGUUCAAGAACAGCAUGAGCAUCCUUCUGGUAUGUGUAGUCGGUGCUGCCGGCUGGGCCAUCGCUUGGAAGACAAACGUGUGGCAUCCUGCUCCCGAGGAGACGGGAGAUCCGGGAAAAGGUGUACACACUCCUCUUGGGGCGGAAAUAUUAGGCUACACCAGUGCAGUCUGCUACCUUGGCGCGAGAAUACCGCAGAUCAUCAAGAACCAGCGGGACAGGUCUUGCGAGGGACUGUCGUUGCUUUUCUUCUUGUUAAGCCUUAUGGGCAAUUUUACAUAUGGCGCAGGCAUCCUGUUCCAUUCUCUGGAGAAGGACUAUGUUCUAACCAACCUGCCGUGGCUUGUUGGAUCUCUCGGCACCAUCGCCGAAGACGCCAUCAUCUUCGUUCAAUUUCGCAUGUUCAAGUCCGACAUGCCACCAGAGCAUGCGGUAGAGUAAAUACCGCCGGAGAGAGAAGAGAAGAGGGUGGAACGGACGGGGCGUUUGCUUCGGAAGGUGAAUACCGUACGGGACGAAGAUGCUUGACUGCUUCAACUUGUUCCAACACGAUCAAUGGAACCAGAGAGCAUACAAGGGUCAUGGUGUUCGGUUAGCCUAGUCACGCUUCAUUGUGUCAUAAUUUGACGAGCUGCGCGUCCUCUAGGUCAUGGAGAUCCGUCCGACCUAGGUUUUUGUUUUGGCUUAUCAAGGUAUCGCGUCUUCCAUCUGCUGUUUGGCACCUCGACAGGUCGAGUUGCACCCCGUUGCAGGAUUGCAGAUUGCUCAAUCGGUAGUGCUCCGCAAAUGCGUUUUGCCCUGCAGCUAGGCAAGUGUAUGUACGGAUACAUUGAAGACGACGGUUUGCAUUUGUCAUGAGUCCUAAGUCAUUCUAUGUACAAGAAGCUAGUCUUCAAUCAGGAAUGACUCGUAUCUGGACCUCGCGAGUAGCUACCCUUUUCUUCGCUUGUGCCGAUCCUUGACAAAAUCUGGUGUUAAACAAAACGCGGACAAUAGCUUGAGAGGCGACGCUCACGUCAUCGAACUCUCUCCCAACAGCAGCGGCUCUAGCUUCGUAAGAGACUUUGAUUCCAAACUCCACCCGUAUGUACAAUGAUCCGUCCUAUGCAAAUAACAGGGAGAAUAAAUUUUC